Trichomonas vaginalis G3 is the source of this 285-nucleotide messenger RNA. Its product is annotated as mRNA splicing, via spliceosome. The transcript has a single exon. The record is from RefSeq and is a predicted model, not a curated record. Gene Ontology annotation, cellular component: P-body; Lsm1-7-Pat1 complex; U4/U6 x U5 tri-snRNP complex. Gene Ontology annotation, biological process: mRNA splicing, via spliceosome. Gene Ontology annotation, molecular function: RNA binding. Bases 1 to 285 code for a protein of 94 amino acids. NCBI's taxonomy places the organism in Eukaryota, Parabasalia, Trichomonadida, Trichomonadidae.
AUGCUUUUCUUGCAUGUUUUCCGUACCCUUCAGGGUAAAAGAAUCACAGUUCAUGUUAAAAAUGGAAUUGUUAUCGAAGGUACUCUCCAAUCAAUUGAUCACUUCUAUAAUAUUAAGCUUAUCAAUACAGAGACUAAAGACGCUGGAAAUUUAAAUAUGGUUUCAACACUUUCAACAGCUUAUAUUCGCGGAACAUCUGUUCUUUAUAUAGAGCUUCCAAAAGAUGAAAUAGAUUUGAACAUUCUUCAUGAUGCUACACGCCGCCAAGAAGAAACAGAGAAAUAA